UCGUUCUUUGUGUGCUUUGCUACAUGUCAAAAAUCUGGUCAAAGUGCUUGCUUACUUCGUUGUACUGUCAUUAACAGAGCGAUGCAAGGGAAAAAAAACACAAUCAAACAAUAGAAAAUAAAUUGUAUUGCGAUAUUUUGGAUAUUAUUUCAUUGCGUUUCGAAAUUGUUUUUUUUUCGUGUCGUUUUGCAAUUGUUGUCGAACUUAUUUUGGUGUACAAUUGGUUUCAUCCCAUUUGCAGUAAAAUAGACGAAAGAAUUUGGAAUUGGAUUGGGCGAGGGAAGAUUUAGUUUAAGAAAAAAAAACACGUAAAACAAAACUAGUGCAGAAUAAAAAAUGAGUUCAUCGUCGUAUUCGACAAGCAGUAAGUCGUCACGCAGUGAGGCUGAAUUCCAGAAAUUAUCACAGACCAUCGCCACCAGUAUACAGAAAAUACUCCAAAAUGUAUCGACUAUGCAACGUAUGGUUAAUCAGAUUGGGACCGCGCAAGAUUCACCAGAUCACAAGCAACAGUUGCAUCAAUUGCGUACGUACACGCAAAAACUUCUCAAGGACACAGAAGGCAUGCUGAAUGAUUUGGUAAAUUCGAACGAUGACCGUCAUUUGAAAAUUCAAAAAGAUCGUUUGCUUGAUGAAUUCGCUGCGGCAGUGUCUGCCUUUCAAAAUGUCCAGAAGAAAACGGUUGACAUUGCAAAGAGCCAGUAUCGACAGGCCCGAUCAAACAAUGUGGCAAUUCCAAAACCGCCUAACUCACAGGGCAACAAUAGCAAUAAGGGUUCGUUUUUCAUGGACACAUUUUCAUCACCACAACAAGGCGGCCAACUGCAGAACCAAUUACAAGAAGACAUUGACUUACAAGCACUUGAAGAACAAGAGCGAACCAUUCGUGAAUUAGAAGAAAGCAUCGUCGGUGUUAAUGAGAUUUAUAAGAAUUUGGGUGCGUUAGUAUUCGAACAAGGAAAUGUGAUCGACUCGAUUGAACAGUCCGUGGAACAAACCAGUGUAUUUGUGUCGGAAGGUACCGAGCAGCUGCGAAAAGCUAGUCACUAUCGCAAUCAAAUCCGAAAGAAGAAAUUCUUCAUCGCUAUGAUUUUAAUGGCUAUUAUACUUGUGAUUGCCUUUGUAUGUUGGAUUUCAAAAUGAACCACUAUCUAUUUAUAUCCUAUGUAAUCGUCCACGUUUAUUUUUCUAAUCAAUUAUUCAAGCAAAAAAAAUGGAACCAAGAAAAAAACGAUUAAAAGAAAAUGAAAUGUUACAACUGAUACAAGUGUUAUAUUGGAUUAUUGCAUUGAAUGAUUUCUAGAAAGGCAAUAAGAAUGAAAUGAUAAAAAAAACGGAAGAAAUAUUACUUAUAUUUUCUUUGAAGAUUGCGAUGUGCAUCAAUGGAAAAAUAAAUUAUAGAUUAAAUUUUUUCGGAAGCAAA
Molecule: messenger RNA, 1423 nt
Organism: Sitodiplosis mosellana (orange wheat blossom midge)
Lineage: Eukaryota; Metazoa; Arthropoda; Insecta; Diptera; Cecidomyiidae
Gene: Syx7
Product: syntaxin-7
Exons: 5
Coding region: 337-1143 (268 amino acids)
Biological process (GO): vesicle fusion; vesicle-mediated transport; intracellular protein transport
Cellular component (GO): synaptic vesicle; membrane; endomembrane system
Molecular function (GO): SNARE binding; SNAP receptor activity
Source: RefSeq, a predicted model, not a curated record